UGCCGUUUCAUCUUUGAUAUUCUUCAGCUAAAUAAAAUCGGAUUGCAGACAUAUAUACACAUCAUAUGCAUGUGAGUGUGUGUGUAUAUAUAUAUAUUAGAAAUCCUUGAAUUGAUCAAUUUCCAGAUAACCUAGAGGCUUUAUCAGUUGUGGUGUUAGGGAUUUCUGGGAAGUUGGGGGAAAAUUUGAUUUGGCUGAAUGGCACAGGCUGUGGAAGAAUGGUACAAGCAGAUGCCAAUAAUCACCCGCUCCUAUCUCACUGCUGCAAUCGUCACCACAAUCGGUUGUUCUCUGGAGAUUAUAUCUCCUUAUAACUUGUACCUGAACCCCAAGUUAGUGGUGAAGCAAUACCAGGUGUGGCGCCUGGUUACAAAUUUUCUCUACUUUCGGAAGAUGGACUUGGACUUUCUGUUUCACAUGUUUUUCCUAGCUCGGUACUGCAAGCUUCUAGAAGAGAACUCCUUCAGGGGAAGGACUGCAGAUUUCUUCUACAUGCUCUUGUUUGGUGCCACUGUUUUAACAGGAAUUGUUCUUGUCGGGGGGAUGAUACCGUAUGUCUCAGAGUCAUUUGCAAGGAUCAUAUUCCUGAGCAAUUCAUUGACAUUUAUGAUGGUUUAUGUAUGGAGCAAGCAAAAUCCGUUUAUCCACAUGAGCUUUUUGGGUCUGUUUACUUUCACCGCAGCUUACCUCCCUUGGGUUCUUUUGGGCUUCUCUGUGCUUGUUGGGGCCAGUGCUUGGGUGGAUCUAUUGGGAAUGAUUGCAGGCCAUGCUUAUUAUUUCCUAGAAGACGUCUAUCCACGAAUGACUGGUCGGAGACCCCUGAAAACACCAGCAGUUAUCAAAGCAUUGUUUGCUGACGAGCCAGUAGUGGUGGCUCGGCCUGCUAAUGUUCGCUUCGCUGCUCCUCCUGUUGAUGAAGUUCCACCAAAUCAAUGAGAUAAUUUUAUAAGUAAAAACCAGUGGGCACGGUCUUCAGUUUCUGUAAAUUGACCUUAGAUAUUUGGUUGGAGGGAAUCAGGGUUGAUCUUCUUGAUGAUGAUUGUGCUGGUUACUAUCUGUCUUCAUUCCUUGUCAAAUUGUUGGUGUUUGCUUACACUGGGCAACUUGGGUUUGAAGAUGCUUUUUGUAAUUUAGACCUGGAACUGGAGAAUUGUUGGCUGGUAGAGAAAAUUCACCUAUAUAAAGUGUUCUUUCUCUCUCAAAAGUUUUAGAAAUCGA
This is a messenger RNA of Solanum dulcamara, 1218 nucleotides long. Its product is annotated as derlin-2.2. The record is from RefSeq and is a predicted model, not a curated record. Gene Ontology annotation, cellular component: Hrd1p ubiquitin ligase ERAD-L complex; endoplasmic reticulum membrane. The transcript has 6 exons. NCBI's taxonomy places the organism in Eukaryota, Viridiplantae, Streptophyta, Magnoliopsida, Solanales, Solanaceae. Gene Ontology annotation, biological process: endoplasmic reticulum unfolded protein response. Bases 199 to 936 code for a protein of 245 amino acids. Gene Ontology annotation, molecular function: misfolded protein binding; ubiquitin-specific protease binding.